This is a messenger RNA of Penicillium alfredii, 834 nucleotides long. RefSeq lists its product as uncharacterized. NCBI's taxonomy places the organism in Eukaryota, Fungi, Ascomycota, Eurotiomycetes, Eurotiales, Aspergillaceae. Bases 1 to 834 code for a protein of 277 amino acids. The transcript has 3 exons. The record is from RefSeq and is a predicted model, not a curated record.
AUGACGACUCCUACUCUGAUCAACCUGCCACCUCCUCCGUCGGAAUCUGUCACCCCAUCUGACAUGGGACCAGGCACUCCCAACUCCGGCACGACCUCCUUGUCCGCUCUGUCCACCACAGCGAUCAAGGAUGGACAUCAGGGCCAACCAUUCCCCCAUGGCCGUCAUGCGCACCAGUCAUCCUCUGCGUCAAUCUCCUCCACCACCACACUGGAAGCCGAACGGGCGGAUCGCAUUUCUCGCCUGGCGGGCUUGGAGCGUGUCGCAACAGCGCGAGCCGGGGCCAAUCGCCCGCUGGGGCUUCCCUGCCUCACGGUCGGCAGCGCCAGCGCCACCGGCAGUGUUGGUGGCCGCACCACCUGGGCAAGCGGCAGCGAUGCUUUCGAGGCCGACAAGAUGAGCGAGGGCCCCGACCCCGACGAUGGUGUUUCGAGCGCAAGCAACGUGAGCGACGAAGGCAACGCCAGCCUCGUCGGGUUCGGUGAGGGUGCCAACAGUACCAUCAGCGGCCCGACCUCGCGUCCGGCGGGGCUGAACCGCAUGUCAUCCGGCGGCCUUGGUGCCCGCCCGACGUCGAUGGGAAGUUCCAAUGUCAGUCGCCCUAACCCCCUCGCCUCGUACCUGCAGCAACAGCAGCAGCAUGCCGGCGACAGCCCCAUGAUGUCGCCUUCGCCGGCUGGAUCCAACACCCCCGAGCCCAUGGCCGAGGAUGCCCGCAUAAUUGAUGGCAUGACCUUUGACCCGGACGUGGUCGAUACCACUGCAAGAACUCCUCGCCUGGUCACUCCAUCAAGUCACAGUAACAGCGGAUUCGGUACACCGGAGCGCGACUAA